Spea bombifrons (plains spadefoot toad) is the source of this 2978-nucleotide messenger RNA. It is a transcript of the gene TMEM200C, whose product is annotated as transmembrane protein 200C. The coding region runs from base 524 to 2155 and encodes 543 amino acids. NCBI's taxonomy places the organism in Eukaryota, Metazoa, Chordata, Amphibia, Anura, Pelobatidae. The record is from RefSeq and is a predicted model, not a curated record. The transcript has 2 exons.
CAUUGUCAGCGCUAUUGUAUCUAAGCAAUAGCGCUGGGGCAGCUUGGGACGAGAAAUGUUGCACAGCAGAGGGGCAGAACAUUCAAUCGCAUCUUACAGCGCAACAGCGUUAGAGGAGCUGCACGAUUGCUGAGCUCUCCGGGGGACAAGGAGCGUAUUUAUCUUCCCAUAUGAUUGCACAGAGCUGGGAGGAGGUGGCGAUCAUCAGCGAUCACGUCCCCGUAUAAUGAAGCAUGGAUGGAGGUAUAGAGGCUCCUGGAGUCUCCUGGCUGGAGAGAUGGAGCAGGGCUUUUGCGUGUGACCCUAAGGGAGGUAGACGUUUAGUCAAUGGCAGCUGGGAUAAAGCAGUCUCUACUGAGCAGAUCGCUGGAGAUCUGAGGAGGAGAUCCACGCUGACAUGUCCUCUUGUCCAGCAAAGUUGCUCCCGAUCUGCUCGCGUUGGCCAGGAGCUUUGACUUCUUCUAGUCUUCCCGGUGAGUCAAUGGAGCCUGGGUAAUUUACAAACAUCAAUCUUGACAACAGCAUGAUUGCCACAGGAGGUCUUUUAAGGAUCUCUGCUCGGAAACAAGAUCCCCUCCGGCCUAACAGUCAGACUCCAAAACGCAAGAGAAAAACAAAAAAGAAGCGAAAGAGUGAUAUCGUAGUAGUUAAAGGAAAACUUAAACUCUGUUCAAUCUCUGGAUUAAUUGCUCUUUGUGGAAUUUUGGUACUUUUAGUUGGAAUUGCAAUGGCUGUUAUGGGUUACUGGCCAAAAAGUAACUCUGUAUACCAUGGCAGUUUAGGGAAAAUUCAAGCCAAAUAUUUAUCAGGUGACUCAAAUGUAAUCCGUGCUAAUAAAAAUCAAUCCCGGAGCCAUCAAAGCAGUCAUGGAUCCAGACUGGAUGCCUUCAAGUCUAAAGACACAAACGUUACCAGAAGCCUUCAGCAAAAAAAAUCGAAUGGUUUUAUUGCUGGCCUGUUUUCUGGAUACUUGCAUUCAGAUAAUCUUAAAGUAUUUGGUCCACUUAUAAUGGGCAUUGGGAUAUUCCUGUUUAUUUGUGCAAAUGCUGUUCUUCAUGAAAACAGAGACAAGAAAACCAAGAUAAUAAAUUUAAGGGAUCUAUAUUCUACAGUGAUUGAUGUCCAUGGCAUGAAAUGUAAAGAUGGCGCUCCACUAAAUGGAUUUGUGAAUUAUGUGCAAUCUCGAGGUAUGGAUAUGAAAGCUGGGGAAACAUUUGGGGCUGCCAUGCUAGCCAAGAGCUCAUGGCAUUCUGCUCUUGGUGGUCAAAUUGCAUACUCCCCUCCAGAUUUACGUGAAACAAGGACGUCUUCUCCCAAGGUAUAUCACCAGCCACCAGAAUCUCCAAGUUUGGAUGAGGUAGUAUACAGUAUAUAUAGGGAGAGGUCUUCUUCUGUGAUACCCUUUGACAGAUCUUCAGGGAGAGAUGGGGUUAAAGAUCCCCUCUCAGAGUCACCCAAUAUAGGAUGGGGUAUAAGUAGUACAUGUUCCAUUGUUGGUUCUUCCCUUAAUGCAUUUACACUGCCCGUUGUCAAAUUAGAUAGUUGUCUUUUGGAGAAGAAAGAUGAGCAUGGAGCUAAGGAAAAAAGUACCAAAGAAGUAUCCAGCGGGGAGAUUGAAUUGAGUUUGACUAAUUUUAGCCAUGCAGACUUGAACUGUGAAUUUCCCAAAACACAUCGAAAAAUAUUAAGGCGCCAGAGCACAAGCUGCCUGCCCGACUUUAGGAGAUCUAUGUCACCUGGGCCUUUGUCAGAUUUGGGUAGCCAAUCUCUAAGUAGCACAGACCUUGACUGUAGCCUUUUGGUGAAAGCUGCACCAUAUAGUAAAACAAAACCCGUGGUUCAUAUGGAUUCACUCACAUCCGCGCCAUUGAUCAGAAAAGAUUCUCAGAGCUCAGACUCUGACCAUUUAAGCAAUAAGGGCUACAUUCAUCUUGAGGAGGCAGGAACCUCCUUUGAAUCUAUUGAUGACCCAGCCAAUAAAACCCAAGACUGUGAACACCCCAAGGAGACGGACACACAUCAUCCGUUGGAAGGUACCAGCAAAGAACAAAAUGCAGAAACUGUGCAGAAGCAGUACAGUCAUAAAGAAAAACGCUUAAUGCUCUCUAGGUCGCAUGCUAAAGUGGAUGAUGGCUUAGACACCACUGGCAAAUGAGGCACACACAAAAGUUUCUCUCUGAGUCCUUGCUAUCAUGUUCCGAAAAUAUUUUACUACUGGGAACUUGCCAAUAUCCAAAGAUCUGCAGUAUGAACGAAGUUCCCUUAUAUUGAUAACAGCACUGUAUAACUAGAACGCUACUUUAACACCUGAUUGUAAUUCAUAUGUAUAACUCAAACCAAACUGUACAAAUAAACAGCCCAGCGGCAGGUCUUUAAGUUUCAAUAUGAUCUGACAGAUUGUUUUAACAAUAACCGUGCACUUUUUAUUCAGAGCUUCAAUGGAUAUUUUAUUCCCUGCUGGUGGCACGUCAGUACCGGCUUUGGGCUUUGUUACGGCUAUUUAGUUUCUCAUGGGCUUACACAAAUGCUAAGGCAGCCAGACUGCCGUAAAGUUACACACACACACGGAGUAUUUUAUUUUUUUGGAAAGAAAAUAGUGUUUUAAACUUUUAAUAUUUCAAUAAGGACUAACUCAUGGCGUAUUCAGAUAUAUUUAAAGAUGUGACUAAGAGACAGAUUUGGUUUAUAAUAGUGGGACUGUUAGACUUUUUAGAAUGAUUGGGAAGUUCUGUAAUAUAGAUGUUUUCUUGAGUGUUAUGACUAUAUAAUUAUUCAUAGUAUAAAUAAAAAACUAUUUUCAAAAGUAAAUGUUUACAUGUAAUUCAAUAACAUACACCAAAACAUUCAGACUUUUUUUGUUUAACAAAUGUCGCAUUUGGACAUUUGCGUGCAGUUUCAAAAGAAUGCAUUUUUUUAAUGAAACAUACUACUCAAAGGUUGAUCUGUCUCUUUCCUCAAAUCUUAAUUUUUAUAGCUCA